AUGGCGUGGCUGGGCCUCGCGCAGGCGCCGGCGGUGGUGGCGUUCGCGCUGGCGGCCACCAUCCUGUCCACGCCGCCGCCGGGGCCGGAGACCUUCUCCAACAUCCCGCCCACUCUCUCCGGGGACGACAAGGCGAGGGUCCGGAUCAAGCACCCCAAGUCGGCCAAGGCGCUGCAGUGCGUCUCCAAGUGCGUCGCCACCUGCAUUCGCGGCGGCGAAGGCCCCCUCAACGUCAGGAAGCCCCUCGUCGUCUUCAAGGACCAGUUCCGCAGCCGCCAGUACUGCCUGACAGAGUGCUCGGAAAUCUGCAACCUCAUCAAGGACGGCGAGGAUGGGCCGUGACCACGAGGAGAGGUUUCUUCCCAGGAGGAGCGGCAGGUACGUUCGGGCUUCAGAGAUAGAUGAUGAUGAGGGAAUUGUUCAUAGGGAACCAAGCGCGCCUUCAGCGAGGAUUGCUAUGCGGUGCACAGAUCGUAGUAGGUUGUAAAUGCAGAGCUGUUAAAUUAUCCAUGAAAACUGCUUAUGGAAUGAAGCAUCUUGCACCACAGCACCAAGUAACAGAAUCUCUACUACUCACUUCUUUUUCCCUUUUCUGUUUAUAAUUGUACAUGACACAUCAUGCAGAACCAAUACAAUUUUGCCAUAUACAUUUCGUCAGGACCAUGAAA
Lolium rigidum is the source of this 668-nucleotide messenger RNA. RefSeq lists its product as uncharacterized. The record is from RefSeq and is a predicted model, not a curated record. The transcript has 3 exons. Bases 1 to 342 code for a protein of 113 amino acids. NCBI's taxonomy places the organism in Eukaryota, Viridiplantae, Streptophyta, Magnoliopsida, Poales, Poaceae.